Messenger RNA from Hermetia illucens (black soldier fly), 931 nucleotides. RefSeq lists its product as uncharacterized. The transcript is spliced from 5 exons. The record is from RefSeq and is a predicted model, not a curated record. NCBI's taxonomy places the organism in Eukaryota, Metazoa, Arthropoda, Insecta, Diptera, Stratiomyidae. Bases 72 to 800 code for a protein of 242 amino acids.
UUGUGUGUAGAAAACGAUAGGUGGUUGCUUAGUGAAGAUACGUGAAAGGACUCUAGAAAUCAACGAGUACAAUGUUGCGAAACUGGUCCUUAGUGGUGAUCCUUGCCUUUGGAAUUAUUAGUUAUAGUGAAGCCGUUCCUAAAUAUGAAACGCCAUCAAAACAGUACGACGCCAGUCAGUGGAAAAGGUCAUAUUAUAACGACAAAGUAAACGAAACUGCUGCUGCGGAAUCUAGUAACGAACGCAUUCAGCGAUUUGGAUUUGCAACCGGAUAUGGAGGAAUAAAUGGCUAUCCAAAUUCUGGAACUGGUGUUGCCUCUUAUUCGCCAGUUAAACUAGACCUUGGAGGUGUUGUCCUUGGGACACUUCUUGGAAUUGGAGCAAUUUUAAUCAUUCCUAAAUUGGUGACCGUAUUCUCUGGUGGCUACGGGCAGUAUGCAAGAAGUACAGAUGACGAGAUGAGUACCCUUACCGAGAUGCUUAACAAAAUUGAUGAGGUGUUAGGCCAGAAUAACAUUGACUCGACAAACUGUAUGCAAAGAGCUGUCUGCGCUUACCUGAGGUCAACUGAGUCAAGUGUUAAAACCGGAGCUGCAGACCAGAUCGACCAAUUUGUGCACACACUGUCAAGAAACAGCCUGGUGGACUACAUGCUAGAUGGUACGGCUAUCAAGGAGGCCCUUGAAAAUGGGAAGAAUGUCAGUGGUAAGGAAUGUGAUGUGAUCUAUUCGCAGUGUCCUCUCGAUUCGACGUCGGCUAUGAAAAUUGUCACCAAACUUCUUCCCAAUAAUUCAAAUUGAACAGUGAUUGAAGAGCACCAAUUGGCUGUCUUGAGAGCGAAGAUCAGGAAAUGAAAUUGAAUUUAUUCGUAGUAAAUACUGUGUUGAAUAAAAAAAAUGUAUUUAAUGUAAAAUAAAAUGUGUUAAAUGUA